AUGGAGCAACAGUCGCCGGACGUCGGCAUCAAAAUCUACACGCCCACGAAAACGCCGCCUCCGGAGGAUGAUGCCAAUGCCACCCCCCUGCCCGUGACACCCCCCGCGAAAGGCCGCGGUGGCGACGAGGCUGCUCCCGCCGCCGGUGGACGCAAGAGGAAGGCUGUGGCGAAGGGGGUGCAGAAGACGCUGUCGAAGACCUCGAUGCUCGCCAACUUCCUCCCCACGGGGACCCUCCUGACAUUCGAGAUGCUCCUCCCGUCGGCGUACGGGACCGGCGAGUGCUCGGAGGUGAACAGGUCAAUGAUCCACGCGCUCCUCGGCCUCUGCAGCCUCUCCUGCUUCUUCUUCCACUUCACGGACAGCUUCAAGACGCCCGACGGCAAGGUCUACUAUGGGUUCGUCACACCGCGGGGCCUGUCGCUGUUCAAGACGGGCCCUGACGUGGAGAUCCCCCAGGACGAACGGUACCAGGUGAGGUUCUCCGACCUGGUACACGCGGUGAUGUCGGUGAUGGUGUUUGCAGCGAUCGCACUGUCGGACUACCGGGUGACGAACUGCCUCUUCCCAGGGCACGAGAAGGAGAUGGACCAGGUGAUGGAGGGCUUUCCGGUGAUGGUGGGAGUCGUGUGCAGCGGCCUCUUCUUGGUCUUCCCCAAAACCAGAUAUGGCAUAGGGUGCAUGGCCACUUGAUCAUUCACUACGUAGUUUCUAUUAUAUAUGUGUGUCGUCUGUCCGAACCGUCGCCUGUAGUUGAAAUUUGUUCA
This is a messenger RNA of Eucalyptus grandis, 767 nucleotides long. Its product is annotated as protein DMP8. The record is from RefSeq and is a predicted model, not a curated record. Gene Ontology annotation, biological process: endomembrane system organization. The transcript has a single exon. Lineage: Eukaryota; Viridiplantae; Streptophyta; Magnoliopsida; Myrtales; Myrtaceae. Bases 1 to 693 code for a protein of 230 amino acids.